Molecule: messenger RNA, 2459 nt
Organism: Spodoptera exigua (beet armyworm)
Lineage: Eukaryota; Metazoa; Arthropoda; Insecta; Lepidoptera; Noctuidae
Source: the annotation of a GenBank genome assembly
AGUGUGUGUGUAGACGGCUAAGGCGUGCGCACGCGUUCCAAGAUUCAAUACAAUAUCGAGUCAACUAAAUCAAAAUGCGAUUAUUCGUCGUGAUUGCCCUUUUGUCACUCUCCUUCGCCAUCGUAGCCCCUACGAUGGCGAAGGAGAGUGACUGGCAGCCGAUCCUGCCUGAUACUUCGGUGAUGUUCUCCACAUACCAUACACCUGAAAGGUCUUUAGAUAGCAGUCAACAAUUGAAGAUUGUGAACCGAAGACCAAUCCACUCACCAUAUGGAUCCGGCAACAAAGUCAGCCUGUUCAACCCAGCGAGCCAAAUGUCUGAUACUUGCAGCAUCCAUAAGGUUUCUAUGAACCAGGAGCUGUUCUUCCAAUACAUGGAGUAUGAAAAAGAAAUUCCGGAUCUCAAGGAGUUUACUCUUUGCAUGUGGACCAAGUUUCACAAUCACUCCGGCGACCAUCCUCUGUUCUCUUAUGCUGUCGGAGAGAACCCGAGGGAGAUAUCCGCUUGGAUAUCAAACACUGAGGAGGCGAGUUAUUUCAGCAUGGCUGUCCAUGGACAGACAUUCUUCAGGCUGAAUUAUCCUCUAAAGCUAAACACAUGGUAUCACUCCUGUCAAUCAUGGAACGGAAAAACUGGCGAGUGGCAAAUCUGGGUGAACGCGGAACGUGUCGGCAGAGGAUUCAACAACAGACUCGUCGGUCACACCAUUAAGGGAGGCGGUUUGGCAAUUUCUGGCCAGGAUCAAACAAUGCUCUACAAUAAAGAGAAUAUAGAACCAGUUGCAAGACAAUCCGGUUUCAUGGGUGAAAUCACAAUGCUCCAGUUGUACCACGUUGCGUUAACUGCUGGCAAGGCUCACAAGGACCACAAGCAUCACCACGUACACCACUUCAAACACGAUGGCACUCCAAUUGAAUCUUCCACUGAAGCAGCGACUGAACCUCCUCCACCACAAGCCACUCCCCUCGGAAAUGGAAACUUUUUGAUCGGUGGCCAGCUGCAAAGAGCGCCUUCCCUAAACUUGGCUGGGGCUCAACAAAUGGUUCCUGUGCAGCUUCCCAAUGGCCUUCAACUUCAGCAAGAGUACAUCAACGGACAACUUUCAAACAAACUCGUCUCGGAACAGUUAUUGAACAGCGUUCAGCCUUUGCCUAAUCAUUUGGGUGCUGGAGCCCCUCUGUCAUCUCUUAGUCAGCUUGGACAAAGCCAAGGAUUCCCAAGGUCACCUAUUGGUCCUUCAAAGGGCACAACCGUAGUAUUGUCUGGUUCCUUGUUGAACCCAGCUAAUGUGAAAUACAUCGAUGACACUGUCUCUCACAAUCUGUUCAAGAGGAACUCUAAGCGUGAUAAGAGAGACAACCCUGAGAAAGAGUUGAAGGAAGAACAUGCUGCAGGUAAAAAAGAUAAAAGAGGCUUAGUGGCAUUGUCGGAUGGGUCAAUUGUCGACGAGGCUUUGUUGAGUACGGACCUGAUCGACGACAACAAGGAGGAUGAAGCCCUGUUCCAACAGUCCCUCCUCAAUGGCCUGGCCGGAUUCGUCGGAAACCUUCCCGUACAGAAUUUGCAAAAAGAAACUGUUGAUGAAAGAGAGCCUGCCGAAGCAGAGGUGAAGGCAGUAAUGCAAGUCUGCAGCGGUUGUGCCCCUGAACCAUUCAAGAAGGCCCUCGUCAUCUCCUGGAGGGCGACCCCGAAGAAACUGUACAGCGGCGCCCAUUACUACAAGGGUUUACCCAUCUGCCGAGCCUUUUAACCUAACGUCGAUUCUACUAUUAUGUACAAAGCAUAGCCCUUAUUAACCUUCUGUAAGUUAUCCUGCGCAAAAAGCGACGGUACAUUGACAGAUUUUUAAUCAAAUUGUACAUACAUACAUGUAUUUUAAUUAAGUUUUAUUAAUACGAGUUGACUAAAGCAAUAUUGUUUUUUAGUAGCAGAGACAACCAUUUUAGAAUAAGCAAUGAUUUUCAAAAAACUUUACCUGUACGUAAAACGCCAUUUACUUUAAGUGUUAAAUAUAUUUUAAUAACAUAUUUUAGUUUUUAUAUAAAAAUCAACAAUUUAUUGAUUGAGGCUGCCAGGCGAUUGUCUGGGACGUAUGUAUAAAUUAGUCAUUGGUUUUUGAAAGACGUUCGGUGUAUAUUAUUUAUUGUAGUUUAAGGAGAGGAUUCAAUCGUUACACGAGGUUUACUCUUUAGUUUGUAAGACCAUCUUACCGAUUUGUUACCAUUUUUUUGAAAAUAAAUCUAUAAAGUACUAAUUCGUGCGUUUCUUUUAUACACUAAAUUAUUUCCCUUAAGAGUUUCUCCUAACCGCCGCCGUAGAUGUUUCUCCGAGGUUCUAAACUCACUUACCUGCAAUUUGAAGAACGAAUACUGCUGAUACUCCAACUUACCUUGGUCUUAUGCACGUGCUGAUGAUGAUAUUCGGAGUCUAUCUCAGGCUCGCUGAAGUAGCUCUGAUC